Cyprinodon variegatus (sheepshead minnow) is the source of this 6909-nucleotide messenger RNA. RefSeq names its product Rho guanine nucleotide exchange factor 12 (gene arhgef12a). The record is from RefSeq and is a predicted model, not a curated record. Gene Ontology annotation, molecular function: G protein-coupled receptor binding; guanyl-nucleotide exchange factor activity. Gene Ontology annotation, biological process: G protein-coupled receptor signaling pathway; intracellular signal transduction. The transcript is spliced from 41 exons. NCBI's taxonomy places the organism in Eukaryota, Metazoa, Chordata, Actinopteri, Cyprinodontiformes, Cyprinodontidae. Bases 1364 to 5683 code for a protein of 1439 amino acids. Gene Ontology annotation, cellular component: cytoplasm.
UGGUAGCAGGCUAGGGCGUUGCUAGCGGCGGAAAGUGGGAUUUCUUCUCUCUCUAUCUUUCCUCAAGUUAUGCUCUUUCACAAGCUCCGUCUAUCAUCGGAAAACAGCGCCUUUUUUUCACGUCUACCCAAACUUUUAGUCCCCUUCGGAAGCUUUGUGUGGCUUUUUAGUUUCACAGAGGAGCGACUGUUAGUGUCCCGUUAGCUGGUCGCGAAGCUAACCCGUUCUCAUCCACGGAGGGAGGAGGAGGAGGGGGGAUUCUGCCGAGAAACAAGCUGAAUUCUGGAAACAUGGAGUCAAGAAGCGACGUAGCGCGGUGCUAACCGACUCUGCUGGGUUUUCUCUUUGCUCCUGGGAGACUUUGCAGCACCGAGACGAGCUACUCGGGACUCAGGAGAGGUGUUGUUACAUAUUUUCCGUCGCGGCUCGCUCGUCUCACAGUGAACAGGAGUUUGCUUAGUUUGGAGCAAGAGCUCACACGAAGCAAAGUUUUUUUUUUCUUUUUGCUGAAAGGGCUCAUCUGUUGUGCUUGAUGUUAGCAGUCGAGAUUACUUCUUACUACCAUGAGAAAGGAUUUCAGGAAAACAACCGCAUUUCAUUUCAUUUGUAUAUGAAUAUGAUCACCUUAAGCCGCUUUUGUUUUCUUUUUGUUUUUAAAUCUUAACAUUUAGCCGCAGUUGCUUUUUGCUAACUUGUUAACGCGCUAUACUCGCUACUGAGCGAUUCUCAUGAUCGAGGGAGAGUCGACCCCGCAGCCACAGGCAGGCAUUUCUUGGGGGAAAAAAAGGGAAUACCGAAUGGGACUGCAGGAAUUUCCAGCAUCUUUAAAGAUCAUUUAGGCACCGAGGCCAACUCGUAAUCGAAGCGAGGGGUGGUGGCAGACGGACUACAUCGCUGGGCCGAAGGGUGUCUGGAUUGUUUACACGUUUUCUACACCGGCGGAACAUUUGGGGAUGUGAAUAAAAAAAAAAGAUUUAACCAACGAGUUCACAUUUGCACGGCAAGUUGUGCAAGCUGGAUUUUUUUUUUUUUAUUAUUAUUAUUAUUGCUGUUAAAAAAUAAAAUAAAUCUCGACACUGUAAGGUCACUGCUGCUGUUUUGGUUUGGACGAGGAUUACCUGUAAACAGGACCACCUGUCAGUGUUUUAUCUUUUUAUUUUAGUUCUUUUUUUAUCUAAUCGUGGGACCUGCCUUGCAAACAGCCAGGAUUUCCCAAAGGGAGCUGAUUCUGAGCAUCAUCUACAAAAUCCUCGCCUACUUUACAGACGAAUGCCAGAGAAGGAUACUCCAGGAAGUCGGGUCACCAAGCUCUGGAAAAUGUUAAUGGGAUAUAAUUUUCUGCAAAUCUAGAACCGGAAGCCCAAUGAGUGACACACAGUUCAGCUCGACUGACAGGUUUACCAAGAAAGCAAUAAGAACCAGCAGCAUUCUCAGUAAGGACCAUCCCCCAGACAAGAAACCUAAAAGCGACAAAACCUCACUUCCCUCCAAUGAGUUUGACCCUACAGAAGCUCUGGUGGUGGAGACGAGUGGCAACAGCAGUGUGCUUGCAGAGGGAAAGCCUGAGUCCUGUGGUCUGGUCCAACGAUGUGUGAUCAUCCAGAAAGAUGAAAAUGGCUUUGGGCUCACUGUCAGUGGUGACAACCCUGUGUUUGUGCAGCUGGUCAAAGAAGACGGGGCUGCAAUGCGGGCAGGUGUUCAGACAGGAGACAGGAUCAUCAAGGUUAACGGGACCCUUGUUACACAUUCUAAUCACACAGAAGUAGUGAAGCUUAUCAAAUCGGGCUCCUAUGUGGCCCUCACGGUUUUGGGACGCCCUCCAGGGCUCGCCCAGAUCCCUUUGCCUGAAGCAGAACCUGACAUCUUGGGUGUUAGCUUAUCCUCCCCAAACUCUCCUGCAGCAGAGCGCCCCUAUAGUCCUCAGGACCGCCUUCCCUCCUUACACCCUUCAUGGGAGGAAAACAGCAGCGGCUGCAACCAGAAGACUGAUGUUAUGCAAAAGAAGUUCUCAAAAGAACAGCAGGAUCUGCAGGCUUUGAAAGAGGAGUACAGCAGGAACCCCACCCCCAAACUACUGAAAGACAUCCAGGAUGCUAAAAAACACAUUCCUCAGCUGCAGGGUCAGCUCUUCAAGGCCACUGGAACAACACAGGAGGCUGUUUCAAGUGGCGAUGCGGACGACAGUAGCAUAUAUGAAACGGAUCGCACACAUACCCCUCGAGUAGACAGCAGCACAGAUCUGCCGUGGAGCAGCUCUCCUAUGUCACAUACGUUUGGACCAGCAUCUCCAGACAGCCAUUGUCCUAAAGACUUCUCCUGCCCCAGCCCAAAGAGCACACCCCGAAACAGCUUCAACUCUUGCCACUCCCCAGAGAUCGAGGAUACCACUGACCUGGACUCUCUGUCACCCACCGCAUUCAGCAGUCCAUCGUCUUCUCGCGUUAUCUCCCACAUUAUCGGAGCUGAAGAUGAUGAUUUUAUUCGAGACCAAGAUCAGACCAACGGCCAGUGUGACAGCUUUAACAGCAUUGAGCAGCUCAAGUCCCGCCCUGCGCACCUCGCAGCCUUCCUCCAUCAUGUCAUCACUCAGUUUGAACCUGCUCCUGUGUUGUGCUACCUCUAUGCGGAGCUCUAUAAGCAGACCAACUCCAAAGAGACCAGACGGGUUUUCCUGGACCUUCACACUUUUUUUAUGGAUCGAGGAGCAAAUUUAAAGGUUCCUGUUCCAGAAUCUGUUUCCUCUGAUCUUGACCGGCGGCGGACAGAGCUAAUACCAGAGGAAAUAAAUAGGCAACAUGUUCAAACACUGCAGGACUCUUUGCAAGCUGAAGUUGAGAAGAACCUGGAGGAUUUUAGGCAGAAGCGUAGUAUGGGCCUAACGGUGGCUGAAGCUGAGCUGGCAAGACUGGACCAAGAAAGAGUCCGUGAUCGUGUAACUCUUGAGCGGGAACGUUCAUACGCUGAAAACAUCAUCUCCAAAAUAGAUGAUAUCCUAUCUUUCGGUUUAACUACUCAGACCACAGAGGAAGACAAAUGCACUACGAUACAGAUUGUUAUCUAUACAUACAUGAAGCACCUUGGAGUGAGGGUGAAGGAGCCUCGAAAUCUGGAGUCCAAACGGGGUCUGAAUCGCCUUUUCCCUAAAAUGAAGCUGCAGAAAAGUAUUAAGACAGAUAAAGAAGGUGACGUCAAAAAGAAGUUUUUAAAUCUUGUACCUCAACGUCGACCCAGCCGUAUUGAAUCAGCAUCCGCAGGUAAAGCCCUAGACAAUCGCCCCAAGCCUCAGAAACAGCUCUCCCAGCCGACAUUGGGGGCAGUCGAUCAAAUGGAUGGAAGUCGACUGAGGGGCAGCCAGUCCACUGAGGGCCCAGAACUCACUCACUCCCUGUCUGUCUCAUCUACAAGUAGCACCACGCACAGUGUUGACACAAGCAGAGAUGCUGAUAAUGGUGGGACUCCAACAUCAGCCCCCUCCCGGUUGAGUGAUGGCCUACAGCCGGAUCCUCUGGAUCGAUUAGCAUAUUCUGCUUUACACAUGGAGCCUUAUAGCUUGGAGCAGUUACAAGAGGAUGACAGAGAAAAUGAUAGAGCUCAUGACGGAACACCAAAGGCAGUUAGAAGGCUUGAGGGUUUGGGUGUGGGUGAUGUCCAGAGUGAGGAUGAUCAGGGUACCGACUCAGAACUUGAUCCCCCCAACUGGCAGCAGCUGGUGGGAAGAGAGAUCCUUGCAGGGCUCCAGCCUCAAGAGAUUAAGAGACAGGAAGUUAUAAAUGAGUUGUUUUACACAGAGCGUGCACAUGUACGGAUGCUGAGAGUUUUGGACCAUGUUUUCUACCAGAAGCUUUCCAAAGAUGCAAUCCUUCCUCCUGCUGACAUCAAGAACAUCUUCACUAACCUGGAAGAGGUUUUACAGCUGCAUGUUUCAAUAUUUGAGCGAAUGAUGGCAGUUCGAAAGAGAAAUGAGUCUUCAGUAAUUGAUCUGAAAGGCGAUGACUUGCUCUCAUGGUUUAGCGGUGCCGAGGAGGAGAAGAUCAAGCAGGCAGUGGGGACGUUUUGCAGUAACCAGCCGUUUGCACUGGAGAUCAUCAAGACCAAGCAGAAGAAAGACUCAAGGUUCACCUCAUUCAUUCAGGAGGCUGAGAGUAACAGACAGUGUCGCCGACUGCAGCUAAAGGACAUCAUUCCUGUAGAAAUGUUGCGGCUCACCAAGUACCCCCUGCUGCUAGACAACAUAGUCAAGUACACAGAUGAUCCAGUGGAGAAGCAUAAAGUUAAGCAGGCAGCUGAUUGCUGUAGAAAGAUCCUCAGUCACGUCAACCAGGCUUUAAAAGAGUCUGAGGACAAACAGAGAUUAGAGGACUAUCAGAGGAGAUUGGACCUCUCCUCUCUAAAGCAGACAGAUAACCCUAUGAUCCUUGAGCUAAAGAACCUGGAUUUGACCAAGAAGACGCUGAUUCACGAGGGCUCUCUAACAUGGAAAAUGAAUAAGGACAAGACUAUUGAGCUGUACACGCUCCUCCUGGAGGAUAUUCUUGUUCUGCUACAGAAACAAGAUGAGCGUCUGAUCCUCAAGUGCCACAGCAAAAUCCUGGCGGGCACCUCAGAUACAAAACAAAUCUUCAGCCCCAUCAUUAAGCUCAACACUGUUCUGGUGCGCUCUGUGGCCACAGACAACAAGUCCUUCUUCGUUCUCUCCAUGUCUGACAACGGCGCACAAAUCUACGAGUUAAUGGCGCCCACGGUCUCAGAUCAAAAAACAUGGCAAGCUCUGAUCUCACAAAGAGCGGAUCAUAUGAAAGUCAAACCUCACAGCAUCAUACCGUUACCUCAGACUGAUGGAGAGAGAGACGGAGUGGAGAUCAUUACAGCAGGCGUUUCCAGACUGAGCAGAGAACGAGACCGCACAUCCACCGGCAGCACGCAGUCCACAGACAUAGAGAGCAGCCCAGCUUCUAGAAGUGCACUGCAGAGUACCCUGCCUGGUGGUAACCCAUUUGAGGAAUUGAGGGCAGAUGGGGAGGAAGAGGAAGAAGAAGGUUUUUUGGAACCAGAGAUCCCUUUUCAAGUAUCUGAAGCUGACAGAGAAGGAGACUCAUUUGACGUGUUUCCCUCAAGGGCUGACGAAGCACUAAAAACACUGGCUGCAUUAAAACAAGUCCUGGUGAACCAGUUGAUGUCCCAGGAAGCUGCACAGCAAACCAAACGUUCCACAGGAGUCCGUCUCCUCAGGACCACCUCUUUGAGGACCCCGACAGAUAACCGCACAAAGGUGAUGGUUCACAACGGCUCUGAAAACAGCAGCUCUAAAGCAGAAGACCUGGCUCAGGACCUGGGAUCAGGAGACACUGGAUUCUUUGAUUCUCCUGAAGAUGAUGCAUGUUUAGUCCUGGAGGGUUACGGCGGCCAAGGGGAGAGCAACACAGAUGACGACAUGCUGGGAUCAACCCCAGGGAAACAGCUGAGAACCUCCCAAGGCUGUGCUGCCGACUCUGGCAUCAAUUUGAGAUUUUCUUCCACAUCACAGUUCGGCAGUCUCUCCACUUUCAGCAGACAGGUGUUGUCUCACCUUAGAAAUCUUCAGACCAACCUCAGCUAUUUAAAGGAGGUCGAGACCAAGUACAAUAAUCUAAUACACCAAAGGACAGAGAGAUCAGACACAGAUGGAAACAAAGAUAAAAGAUAGUGUGGACGUGAGCGGCGCAGCGUUUGGCUCUGGUCCCAUGGAAGAAAUACCGGCUCGCCGUCUGUUCUCUCCUCCAGUCCUGGACUUUCUGGACGUCCUAUAAGCUUGUCCUUCGACUGCUGAGCUCUUGUUGUUUUGUUUUUUUCCCAUCACCCACAGUCCCUACGGGGAAUGAUAGACUUAAAUGUGGAGCGAACGUUUUCGAAGGGAGAAUUCAUCUGUGCGGUGCCAUGCCAUUCCUUUCUCAGCACAAGGCAAUCAGGGAAGUGGGAUUGCCCUACCCCCCCUAAAAAAAGAAAAAACCUCAACCCCCUUCUAUCGUUGAACACCCAUCUUUCCCCUCUAAACUCCCGGCAAGAGAGAACUUAUACCAAAAUGUACAAAGAUGUGUGUUUAGAAUAUAUAUAUAUGAAACGCAAACAAGAAAAGGAAAAUUUUAAGAUAAUGUAUUAAGAUUUUUUUUUUUAUUCCCAAGAUGUAUUUAUUUUUUUUUUGUUGUUCUUUUAUUUUUCUUUUUUAAGUGUUUCAGAUUGUGUGCAUGCUUUUGACCAUGGUGUUACCGUUUCAGCUGCUUCUCCUGCUUUGGUUACACAUGGUUGGCGUGAGUGCACGCUCGCAUACCAGCACUCUAGUGUAUCUGGAUGAGUGGCAGCACUAUAUUCAGACUGAUAGAGGCCAGAGUUGCACUAGUGAUGGAUAAAUCCAGUGUAUUAAAACUCAUGAACAUUGUUAAAAACUUAAUAUUUAAUAGAAAUUCUGGUUUGAUGUUAACUAGAAUGAAGAGUCUGUAGGCUCUGAUCUGGUCCUUUUGCAUUUCUGUACUGACUUCUUUCUCGUUCCCCUCAUCCUUUUCUCUUUUUUUGCAUAUUACUCCAUCCCCCCACCCCUGUAAACUUCUUUGGGUGUCAUUACUUUCUUCUUCCAGUGGCUUUCCUGCUUAUUUCUCCCUUACUACAAUCUAUAUGUCAUGCUUCCUGUUGUGCCUCUGAAUAUCUCGCCCUGCUACCCUCUCUUACAAGGAGCAGUCAUGCCCUCUUUGUAUCAGCUCCUGAUAGAAAUGCUGCUUUCUCUCUGCUUCUGUUGGAGAUACUGAUCUGACUGCCCUAAAUUCUAAUAAUGUCAUGAAGUUCAACAUAUAGCGUACAAUGAUCAAGUUGGAAGGUUAUGCAUAACUUUACAAAAUAAAGUAAAAAAUGCCAUGAAACGAUGACAAAAAUUGUCUAAAU